CGCUUCUAACGUCGAGUUGAGAGGCUGUCACUGCGCUGUCGUGGCCGUCACCAAACUUUACGUAAAUAAAUAACAUUUGCGUUUUACGCUAAAACGGGAUUGUUUUCGCUAAUCAGUGAUAGUGUUUGUGUAUGAAGUGGGAAUAAAUUAGUGUUUUACAAGUUUAGUGUUGUUUUGUAGUGGAUUUACGAGGAAAUCGCUAAGCAAAGUUGUAACGGAACCCGAUCGCGGCGGAGACUCGAUCGACACGAGUUUUAUUGGGAUUCUGGAGUCCCGCGAUGCGCUGCUGACGGCGUGAUGAUGAGGCUCGAGGCCCCGGAGAAACCGCACCGCUACCACAACCUGCUGCACGACGACCAUGCCAAUGAAAUGCUAGAAGGCGAGGGCGCCGGGCUGGCGGCUCGCGUGGCUGAGCUGGAAGUCCGCUGCGCCCGGCAGGCUGAGGAAUUACUAUGUCUUCGGUCCACCCUAGCUGAUGCCCUACGAAGGCUCAACGCUUUAGAAGGGAGAGCUCCAGCAACAUCAACACCUCAAAGAAAUGGGGGUUACACAGGGUCAUCAGGCACUCCAACGAGAGAGCUAAGGCUACGGCAGCCCUCCUACAGAGAGACUGCUAAACGGACGUCCAGCUAUGGAUCCACGGCAUCCUCACUCCCACAAAGACGCGGACCCCAGCACCAGUCCACCGGCUCGCUGCAGUCGGACUCGCCCGCCUCGUCGUCGUCGCUGUCGCCGGCGCCCUCGCCCUCGCCGCGCGCCACCCCCGCGCCGCACAGGUCGCAGGCUAGCCUGUAUGUGUACGCAUCGCGCAACAACUCCACGUCCAGCAAUCAGAGCCAGAGCCCCGGAGGGAACAAUCUCACCAAGCGCUGGAGCUCCACCGGAGACUUCAACGCACAGGGACUCAUUCCCAACAUCAGAUUUACAACUACAAAGUCGUUGUUAAACUUGUAUUCUAAGUCGCCGCAGAACGGGCCGAUUCUCAAACACGGCACGCACACCUGCCAGUACAACGAGGAGGAUGGCUCCAUGCGCAUGUACCUGCGCGGGAGGCCCGUGGUGCUGUACGGACCCUCGGAGCUGGACGGGUUCGACCCGGCCAAGGUCGCGCCGCCGCCGCAGAACAAGCUCAAGUUGGAGUGGAUCUACGGAUACAGGGGCAAAGACUGCCGCAGCAACCUCUACCUCCUGCCGACCGGCGAGAUCGUGUACUUCGUCGCGGCGGUGGUGGUUCUCUUCAACGUGGAGGAGCAAUGCCAGCGGCACUACACCGGCCACACUGACGACGUCAAGUGCCUCGCUAUACACCCUAACAAGCUUAUUGUGGCGAGUGGCCAGUGCGCGGGGCAUGACCGAGUCGAUGCUAGGCCGCACGUCCGCGUCUGGAACUCCGUUUCCCUGGCGACCCUGGCCGUGAUCGGAGCGGGACAGAUGGAGCGCAGCAUAGCGGCGCUCUCGUUCUCGCGCGCCGACGGUGGCGCCCUCCUCGCCGCCGUGGACGAGGGCGCGGACCACACCAUCUCGGUGUGGGAGUGGCAGCGGGACAAGGGGCACUGCCUCGCCGAGACCAAGUGCUCAGUGGACACCGUGGUGGCAUGCGAGUUCCACCCGCUGGACCGCAACCAGAUCGUGACGUGCGGCAAGAACCACAUCGCGUUCUGGACGCUCGACCACACCAACAUGCUCUACAAGCGCAUGGGCGUGUUCGAGGCCCGGGACAAGCCCAAAUACGUCACGUGUCUUGGAUUCAACCAUAACGGCGACGUGCUGUCGGGCGACUCGAGCGGCAACAUCAUCGUGUGGGGCCGCGGCACCAACACGGUCGCGCGGCUGGUGCGCGGCGUGCACGCGGGCGCCGUGUUCUCGCUGCUCGCGCUCAAGGACGGCGCCGUCGUCAGCGGCGGCGGCAAGGACGGCCGCGUCGUCAUGUUCGACCCCGAGCUCGGCGCCACCGGCCACGAGAACAUCAUCGAAGGUCACUACGGUGGCGUGCGAGUACUGGCCGAGGGCCGCGGAAGCCAGCUGUUUGUGGGUACCACCAAGAACUGUAUCCUGCACGGAGACCUGCAGCUGGGCUUCUCGCCCGCCGUGCUAGGUCACGUAGACGAGUUGUGGGGACUAGCGGCGCACCCCACUCUGCCUCAGUUCGUGACGGCCGGCUGGGACCGGCUACUGCAGCUGUGGGACGGGAUGAGCCAUUCUACCGUGUGGAGCAAGGACAUCGAGGAGCGCGCGCAGUGCUGCGCCUGGGCGGCGGACGGCGGCGCGGUGGCGGUGGGCUGCCUGAGCGGCAAGUGGCUCGUGUUCCACCCCGCCUCCCGGGAGCUGCUGGCCGCGCACCACGACGGAUCGGAGCCUAUCCAAACGAUCCAGUACUCCCCCGACAACAAGUACGUGGCGCUGGGGUCGCGGGACAACUUCAUCUACAUCUACCAGGUGGACGACGAGUGCCGCCGCUACACGAGGAUCGGCAAGUGCUUGGGUCACUCCAGCUACAUAACGCAUCUGGACUGGUCCGAAGACAGCCAAUACAUCAGGAGUAACUCCGGGGACUACGAACUCUUAUACUGGAACGCGACAACGUGUCGCCAGGUGCCGACGCCGACAACGAUGCGCGACGUGACGUGGGCGACGCACACGUGUCCCAUCGCCUUCCAGACGGUCGGCGUGUGGCCCGAGGCGGCCGACGGCACGGACAUCAACUCCUGCACCAGGUCUCACGACAGUCGCCUCGCCGCGACUGGAGACGAUUUCGGAAAAGUGAAGCUUUUCGCCUACCCCGUCACACAACCUAAGUCCCUCUGUCACCAAUAUGGCGGACACUCAUCACACGUGACCUGCGUCCGGUUCCUGCCCGACGACUCGCGUCUCGUGUCCACCGGCGGACUCGACACGAGCGUCAUGCAGUGGGUCGUAGAUUAAACCUUCACUCCAAGGCAUAAAACACAUUUUACAACUACCACGUUCGAGUACACAGACUCUACUAUACAGUGGGUACUGUACUUUAAACCCUAUCUUCAAGGAAUAAAGCACAUUUUACAGAGCAUGUUGGAUUGUUGACUAAGCCUUCUAUCAAAUGUCUAAUACAUAUUUUGCAACAAUCCUUAACACGUCAUUAUGUGACUGUGUGGUGUUGUAAUGAAAGUAGGUCGUAUGUAGCACCUCUUAAAGUAGAUUUUUCAAAAACAUUAUAUUUUAAGCAAAUCUUAAACCAUUUCAUGUUUAACUGACAAACAUAUGAUCAUAAGUAGCAUUUUAAUUGUGGGGGAGUCCUUAAAGACCUUUCUAUCAAAAUUAUUGGUCUAUUAAACAUAAACAUGGGUAUUAACCAUAUCAACUCGACUUAUUGAGAAAGUGAUAUUCGCCCCAAAACAUUCCAAUUACCUACUAUUACGUAUCAAAUUUAUAGUAAAUAAUAUGAUUGCUAUAUGAGGAUCAUAGUAAAUAAAAUGAUUGCUAUAUGAGGAUCAUUAAACAUAUUGAAUGUGAUCGGUUAUGUCAUAUUCUUUUUGUAUAACUUUACCUAAUCAAAUAAUAUUUGAAACUAAGGCCCACUGGAAAUUAUAAUGUAUGGAAAAAAUGCUAAAAAUGUUGUUUAUUUAUAAGUGAAACUUGCACGAAGCACUGAUAAGGCCUAAGAAAAGCCUUUUUUACAAUUGUGUCAUUUUAUAAUAAGAAAAUAAGAGAUUUGUGUGUGCAUCUUAAGUCGAAGUGAAAUUGUUUGUAAUAAAAUGCUUGAGAAGUAUUGGAUUGCUAUACAUUUACUUGUUUGUUUGUUUUGUGCACGGUUGUGACUAAGCAAAGAGUUAUUUAAUUGUUAAUUAUGAAUAAAUCAGAGUAAAGAAUAAUUAUGCAUAAUAUUAUUAAGCAUAUCCUACAAAUACAAAUGUUCCACUGAAAAUGUUAUGGUUGAAUUUAUUAAAUCAUUUUUAAAAUUAUAUUCAUUCCUAUAUAUUUUUCAUAAUUUUCAUGUUUUAAUUGUUUGAUUCUUUACUCUGAUAUUAUAUUUUUACUGAAAAAUCCGUCACUAUAAUCUAGUUUAAGUAUAGCAACACUAAACUUAGUGGUUUUACACUUGCAACACUGCGAAUAUUGUUUUAAUAAUUAUGUAUGUGAUUGAGCUUGUAAGCUAAUUUAAUUAUAAGCAUAAUAAUAUUUUUGUGGCACGUUUUAAAUUUUAAUCAAUUACUGUAAUAAUUAUUAAUUAUUUAAGCCAUACAGUUCAAGUUUUACAAAUUAGGCAUAAUAAUUAUUUUUAUUUUAAUAAUUAAUGUUGCAACGUGGUUUGUGAAAAUUCAGAAGUAGCUAAGUUUAGUUUUAGAAAGUACAAAUAUGUUUGGCUGUAUUUUCAUGGAAAGCAAAACAGUAUUAAUAUUUAAUACAGCAAGCUUGAUUAGGAAUUUCAAGCCUUCAGAAAAGGUUAAGGUUAAAGCUCGAAGCCUUCAGAAAAGGUAUUUUUUGCUGUAACCUUUGACCUUUGUUGGCUAUGGCCGACCGUUCAAAGUAGUAUUUUUAUUAACUCUUCUCUGCUACGCAAGGAAAGAACAAACACGAAUUUCCAAGAACCACGUUGGCAUUAAAAUGAGUGUGGAUAACAUUCCUUUUGGUGAAAAUGGAACGGUUUAAAACCUAGUCACCGUAGUUUUCAUUUAGUUCUCAUCGUAGGUACUAGGCAAGCACUAAUUUAGGUCUGUAAAUACCGAAGACGUACGUCUUUUUGAAUGUGCCUCUAUUAAAAAUCUUUUAUCGAA
Molecule: messenger RNA, 4751 nt
Organism: Cydia fagiglandana
Lineage: Eukaryota; Metazoa; Arthropoda; Insecta; Lepidoptera; Tortricidae
Product: echinoderm microtubule-associated protein-like 2
Exons: 20
Coding region: 298-2922 (874 amino acids)
Biological process (GO): microtubule cytoskeleton organization
Cellular component (GO): mitotic spindle
Molecular function (GO): microtubule binding
Source: RefSeq, a predicted model, not a curated record